AAAAACCAAACCAAAAAAAAAUUUACAAAAAUGUUUUCAUUUACAAAACAAACGUUUACAUUCCGUAAAUCAUCACCAACAAUAAUGAUGAUUUGCAUUUUGAUCAUCGUAAACGCUGCUGUCAUCGAAUCAAAACCGUUGAUAAUACAAAAAAGUGAUAAAUCGAAUGAAGAAUCAUCAUCGAAUCCAUCAUUACCAUCAUCAUCCACAUCAAUAUUAUCGUCGACAAUAAAUCCACCUCCAACCAUAACAAUAUCAUUUCCACCAAUACAUUGUCUAAAAGAUGAAGAUUGUAUUGGUAAAAAUUCAUCAUCAAAAAUUUUCUAUGAUCCAAAUGGUCGUUGUGAUAUUCGUCAAAAUCAAUGUAUUUGUAGUGAUAUGAAACGUUUUCGUCGUGUACAGAUUAAAGUUAAUAUUAAAACAACAUCGAAUCAUUCGAUCAAUAAUACUGCCAAUCAACAACAACAUAACGUUAUUUAUGUAAUAAAAUGUUUAUUGAAUGAAAAUUGGUCAUCAAACCAUAAUGAACAACAACAUCAACAACAACAAACGAUUGUAAAUCAUCAUCAUCAUCAUUCAUCGGUUCAAUCAUCAUCAUCAUUAUCAGCUUCAUUACCAUCAUUAUCAUCAUCAAUAUUAUCAUCAAUUCGUCCACAUUAUUAUGGUCAACAAUGUGAUGAUGAUCGUCAAUGUUUAGCAAAUUUAAUUUGUCGUCAAUUAAUUGUUGCUGCCAAUAAGAAUAAUAAUUUAAAAAAUUCAACAAUGACGACGACGACCAUUUCCACAUCAACACCAUCAGUUAAUUUAACACAAAUGUUAACAAUAAAAAGAUGUCGUUGUCCAAUUGGACAACAUUGGAAUAAAUAUUUACGUCGUUGUGAAUGGAUACAUUCAAUGAAUUCAUUGUUUCAAUUUGGUUCAUCAUCAUCAUCAGUAGGAGGACAAUCACCAUCAUUAGGUGAUCAUCAACAUGGUAAUGGUCAAUAUGUUGAUCAACAAUCUUAUCAUCAUAAUAGUCAAAAUAGUGGUAGUAAUUAUUAUGGUAGUGGUCAACAAAAUUCAUUAUCAUCAUCAUCAUCCGGUGUUAUUGGACAUCAUUAUCCUUCCGGUAGUGGUAGUAGUGGUAUUAGUUCUUCAAUAAAUAAUCAUCAUCAUCAUCCAACAAUAACAGCCAGUAAUAUUGAUUUAAAAAUAUUUGAAAUUGUAUUGGAAAUUGCAUUUCUUCUGGCAUGUUUAUUGGGUUAUAAAGCUUGUUCAUCAUUAUGUUGUAAAGAUCAACAACAACAACAACAACAACAACAUGGACAAAAUGAUUAUGGAUCGGAUGAUGGUGAUUGUGAACAUGAUUCAUUUACAAUCGAUAGUAGUAUAAGAGCUAUCGAUAGUGUUGGUAGUGGUAAUCGUCGUGAUCUGAAAUCUGAUGAAGAAUCAAUAUUAAGUUCAUCGAUAAUGAAAUCAUCGAUAAAUGAAAGAUCAUCAUCAUUGAAUAAUAAAUCUGGAACAUCGGUACCAAAUUUAAUGAAUGGAUUGAAUAAAGCGAACAAUAUUGGUUCAAAUCAACGAAGUCAAAGUUGUCGAUAUUCAUCCAAAGAUAGUUAUGGUAAUAAAACAACAAAUUCAGUAAAACAAGCAAGACGUAUGUCAAGAAAACGUCGUAUGAGUAGAUUUUGUGCACGUACAAUGGCACGUCGUAAUUCAGCAACAAUGGCAUAUUCAAUGGCAUCACCAUUUACAUCAACAAAUUCAUCAUCAUCAUCGGCUGCUUAUUAUCCAAGUCAAAAUUUUCGUCGUCUUUCAUCAAUAUCAGCAUCAGCAUUAUCAGCAAAAUCAUCAUCAUCAUCAACACGUAAUCUAUUGGUAAAGAUAACAAAUCCAUCAACAAAUGAUCAUAAAUCUGGUCUAUCAGUAUCAACAAUUUUAGCACCAAAUGGCAGCAAUGGUCAAAAUAGUUGUUCAAAUUCAAGAGCAUCAUCACCAUGUUAUAAUUGUCGUAUUUAUAAAGAAGUUUAUUCGCCAAGUGCCCAAUGUAAAUCAUGUCGUUCAUUAUUAUUAUCAGUUGCAGCAACAUCACCAUCAUCAUCAGUAUCAGCUGUAGCUGCUGCCGAUCAUCACAAAGAUAAAGAUCUAAUAAAAGAUAAAGAUAAUGUAUCAAAUUCAAAUAAAAAUUCACUUAUCGAUUUUGAUUCAUUAAUGUUAAUGGUUACCGGUGGUAAUAAUGGUUCGAAUAAUAAUAAUAAUCAUAAUGGAUCAUCGGAUCGUUUAUCAACAGCAUCAUCAUCAUUAGAUUCUAGUAAUAAUAAUAAUCAUAAUGAUCAUCAUAAUAAUAAUAAUAAUAAUCAGAUUAAAUCAUCACCAUCAUCAUCAUCAUCAUCAGUAACAACAGCAAUCAUAUUGCCUCCACCAUAUAAACAAAAACCGAUUAGACGUUCAGAAGAAGUUGGUGUACCACCACAUUUACGUGCUCCUUAUCGUGAUUUACAACCAUUUUGGUUAAAAUAAAUAAAUAUUCAGAUGACCAAUCUAACUCGAAAACAAAACAAUAAUAAUUACAAAACAAAAAACAAAAAUAAAAACAUUCAGGUGAUUU
Dermatophagoides pteronyssinus (European house dust mite) is the source of this 2587-nucleotide messenger RNA. RefSeq lists its product as uncharacterized. Lineage: Eukaryota; Metazoa; Arthropoda; Arachnida; Sarcoptiformes; Pyroglyphidae. The record is from RefSeq and is a predicted model, not a curated record.